GCGAGAAUGAGGGCGGGAACGAGGGCGGGAAGGAUAGCGACAACGAGGGCCGGAACGAAGGCGGGAACGAAGGCGGGAACGAGGGUGAAAACGAAGGCGAGAACGAGGGCGGGAACGAUGGCGGGAACGAGGGUGAAAACGAAGGCGAGAACGAGGGCGAGAACGAGGGCGGGAGCGAGGGCGGGAACGAGGGCGAAAACGAGGGCGGGAGCGACAGCGGGAGCGAGGGCGGGAACGACGGCGAAAGCGAGGGCGGGAACGAAGGUUGGAACGAGGGCGGGAACGAGGGCGGGAACAACGGUGAGAGCAAGGGCGGGAUCGAAGGCAAAGGCGAAAAGAGGGCUGAAGUGAAAAUGGCCUCGGGCGGGGGCGAGGGCAGGCGCGGGGGCGAGGGCGGAGACGAGGCCAGGCGCGGGGCCUGGAGCGAGGGGGGGCGCGAGGGCGAUAAAGAGGGCGGGACGCUGAG
Prorocentrum cordatum is the source of this 466-nucleotide messenger RNA. The record is from the annotation of a GenBank genome assembly. NCBI's taxonomy places the organism in Eukaryota, Dinophyceae, Prorocentrales, Prorocentraceae.